Dichotomopilus funicola is the source of this 1965-nucleotide messenger RNA. Its product is annotated as Acetamidase regulatory protein. The record is from RefSeq and is a predicted model, not a curated record. NCBI's taxonomy places the organism in Eukaryota, Fungi, Ascomycota, Sordariomycetes, Sordariales, Chaetomiaceae. The coding region runs from base 1 to 1965 and encodes 654 amino acids. Gene Ontology annotation, biological process: DNA-templated transcription. Gene Ontology annotation, molecular function: DNA binding; zinc ion binding. The transcript has 6 exons.
AUGCCGAACGCGGGGCCUACGAUUUACGUGUCGCCUUCCCUCUCUCAUCACACCCCCUAUCGGCAACAGCACCAUCCCCAACUCCCGCAUCCACUCCUGCAGUUGGACACUGGUGCGGACGUCGGGGGGGAGGUCGGCUUUGGCAGCGGCAUCGGUGGUAUCGGGAGUGGUGAUGCUGCACCUCCUCGCCACGCCCCAAAACGGGUUACGCGGGGAGAAGUUGAGACCGACCCAACCAACCGCAACGGACACGGAGCGAGCCCCAGCCUUGGCACUUCUCCCGAAGACCGGGACAGCAGUACUGCCUCCCCCACGGCCGCGGCUGACCAGCCGAGGAAAAAGCAGAAACGAAACAAGCCAACCUUGUCGUGCUUCGAGUGUGUUGAGAGGAAAACAAAGGUAUGUAUUAAACGCCAAACAAACUGUGAAUAUGCGCUUGUCGCCAAUCUUCUUGAAGAAACCACGCGGACCGCCACGAAUGGCCGUCGGAUGACGAGACCACCAAAAAGGCGGGCGGACGGGGUUUCCCAUGCCAUGCCGAAUGCUGCUGACCGUGGCCUAAAUGUUGGACGCCUUAGGGCACUCGGCUCAGUGGCCACCUCGACGGGACUCUUAUCCAAUGUGCCCUUCUCAUCGCCAGGGUCCUCUAAUGUUUUUGGUAUUGGGUCGGAACACCCGUUUGCCAACUACUGGACUUGCGAGGGUGGGCUGCCCGAGGUCAUCUCUGUCCUACCUGACAAGCUGCAGGCUGAUAUCUUGCUCAACCGCUACUUCGAAUGCGUCGACCCCGUGUAUCCCAUGCUCCACCGACAAACGUUCUACGCCGACUAUGAGCACUUUUGGUCUUUAUCACGGCCUGACAAGGACCGUGCCGAUGCCGCGUUUGUCGCACUGAUUUUUGUGAUGCUAGCCCUGGGGACCCAGUUUGUGACGUCGACGUCACCGAGGGAGAGAAAACAAACGGCCGAAUUCUACGCUUCUGCGAGCAACCAAGCCUUGCGCAUGUGCUCGUACUUGAGCACGGCCUCUAUCAAGACUAUCCAGGCUAUGGUUCUCAUCACCUACUUCCUCAUCAACGACAACCACGCCUCAGAUGGUUGGGCGUUCGCUGGGAUUUUGAUACGGCAGGCAUAUGCCAUGGGACUUCACCGUGAUCCCAACAUUGUGGUUCCCGACGCGCCACCCUUCGAAAAGCAACAACGACGUAAAGUCUGGCAAGCGGUGCUUCUCCAAGACACCUUCUUAACCGUCCUUCUUUCUCUCCCACCGAGCGCUACUCACACUGACGUGAGCGUCGACGACCUGGUCGAGGAUAACUCAUCCAUUGCCUCCGAUGACCCGACUGACACCGCCUACAUCCGGGGGUCUUGGACGCUCGCCAAUCUCGUACAGGAGACGAUCUGCUCGCCCCGGUCUCUCGAUGUCCCCAUCUGCACGACAGCCCGCCACAAGUCCAAAUUAAUCGGCGAUUUUCGUGCUGUCUACCGUUCCUUCCCCGAUGUCUUCCGGUCCUGGGACCCUGACGCCCUCGCCCAACUCUCUCAGAGCAACAAGCGUGUUGUCCGCCAGACCUUGUUUUUAAGCAGCAAUUACUUCCAUAACCUGAUGCUAGUACAUGCGUCGGAAAGCCAAGACGUGCCCGUUAACGUACGCGGCACGCUCGAGGCCGCGCACGAUGCAAUCACGGCAUUCUUCGUCUUGUUUGCCCUGUUCGAAGCUGAGGCCCGUGUGUGGUGGGUGUUUAACCACCGGGCGUUUCUUGAGGCGCUGUGUAUCGGGAACGUGUUGAGAGAGGCGGCGCGCGAGCCUGGGGGAGAGGAGAGCAUGGCCAAGGACCCCCUUUUUGUGAGGGCCAAGGGGGAUAUCCAUCGCAUGAUACAGAUUAUGCAGGCCAUGAGCGAGGGUGACCAUGGGUCGCAGACGGCGAAGACUAGGGUGCAGGUUUUGAGCGAGUUUCUGGUGUAA